AUGGCGUCGGAGCCGGAGCCGGAGGGGCCGGCCAUCGACCAGAGUUUGCUGGAAUGUUCGGCUGAGGAGACGGCGGGGAAAUGGCUGCAAUCUACUGACCUCACUAGAGAAGUAUACCAGCAUUUAGCCCACUAUGUGCCCAAAAUCUACUGCAGGGGUCCCAACCCUUUUCCACAGAGAGAAGACAUGCUGGCACAGCUAGUCUUAUUGGGACCAAUGGAAUGGUACAUUUGUGGCGAAGAUCCUGCAUUUGGAUUUCCAAAACUUGAACAAGCAAACAAACCUUCUCAUCUUUGUGGUCGUGUUUUUAAAGUAGGAGAGCCUACUUACUCUUGCAGAGACUGUGCAGUUGAUCCAACUUGUGUUUUAUGCAUGGAAUGCUUUUUGGGAAGUAUUCACAGAGACCAUCGAUACAGGAUGACAACAUCAGGAGGUGGAGGCUUCUGUGACUGUGGUGAUACUGAAGCGUGGAAAGAAGGUCCUUACUGUGAAAAACACAAACUUAACACCUCUGAAAUUGAGGAAGAAGAGGAUCCACUCAUUCAUUUACCAGAAGAUGUGAUAACAAGAACUUACAACAUUUUUGCUAUCAUGUUUCAUUAUGCAGUAGAGAUAUUAACCUGGGAAAAAGAAAGUGAAUUACCAGCAGAUUUAGAGAUGGUAGAGAAGCCUGACACCUACUAUUGCAUGCUGUUUAAUGAUGAGGUUCAUACCUACGAACAAGUUAUUUAUACUCUUCAGAAAGCUGUUAACUGUACACAAAAAGAAGCCAUUGGCUUUGCAACUACAGUAGAUCGAGAUGGACGUAGGUCUGUUCGAUAUGGAGAUUUUCCGUAUUGUGAGCAGGCAAAAUCAGUAAUUGUGAGAAAUACCAGUAGACAGACAAAGCCACUUAAAGUUCAAGUUAUGCAUUCGUCUAUUGUUGCGCAUCAGAAUUUUGGUUUGAAACUUUUGUCUUGGCUGGGAAGCAUUAUUGGAUAUUCAGAUGGUCUUCGCCGAAUUUUAUGUCAAGUUGGUUUACAAGAAGGGCCAGAUGGUGAAAAUUCUUCUCUUGUGGAUAGAUUAAUGCUCAAUGAUUCCAAAUUAUGGAAAGGUGCAAGGAGCGUGUACCACCAGUUGUUCAUGAGCAGUCUGCUGAUGGAUUUGAAAUACAAGAAACUGUUUGCUGUUCGAUUUGCAAAGAACUAUGAGCGUUUGCAGAGUGAUUAUAUGACAGAUGACCACGAAAGAGAGUUUUCAAUCGCAGACCUCUCGGUUCAGAUAUUCACAGUUCCUUCACUUGCUCGAAUGCUCAUCAUAGAAGAAAACCUGCUGACCAUUAUCAUUAAGACUUUUAUGGAUCAUUUGAGACAUCGAGAUGCCCAGGGUAGAUUUCAGUUUGAACGAUAUACUGCUUUACAAGCCUUCAGAUUUAGAAGAGUUCAGAGCCUUAUUUUAGACCUAAAGUAUGUGUUGAUUAGUAAACCAACUGAAUGGUCAGAUGAUCUCAGGCAGAAGUUCCUAGAAGGAUUUGAUGCCUUUUUGGAAUUACUCAAAUGUAUGCAGGGAAUGGAUCCUGUUACACGUCAAGUAGGACAGCAUAUUGAAAUGGAACCAGAAUGGGAAGCAGCCUUCACAUUGCAGAUGAAAUUAACACAUGUUAUUUCCAUGAUGCAGGAUUGGUGUGCUGUAGACGAAAAAGUGUUAAUUGAAGCUUACAAGAAAUGCCUUGCUGUAUUGAUGCAGUGUCAUGGUGGUUUUACUGAUGGUGAACAGCCAGUCACAUUAAGCAUUUGUGGACAUUCAGUGGAAACUAUCAGAUACUGUGUUUCUCAAAAAAAAGUUAGCAUUCACCUCCCAGUUACUCGCUUACUUGCAGGUUUGCACGUUUUAUUAAGCAAAAGUGAAGUGGCAUAUAAAUUUCCAGAGCUCCUACCUCUAAGUGAACUUAGCCCACCUAUGUUGAUAGAAUACCCUCUUAGAUGUCUUGUUUUAUGUGCCCAAGUACAUGCAGGAAUGUGGAGAAGAAAUGGGUUCUCUCUGGUAAACCAGAUUUAUUACUACCAUAAUGUGAAGUGCAGACGUGAAAUGUUUGACAAGGAUAUAAUAAUGCUUCAGACAGGUGUCUCCAUGAUGGAUCCAAAUCAUUUCCUGAUGAUAAUGCUCAGUCGCUUUGAACUUUAUCAAAUUUUCAGUACUCCAGACUAUGGGAAAAGACUUAGUUCUGAAACUACCCAUAAGGAUGUAGUUCAGCAAAACAAUACUCUAAUAGAAGAAAUGCUAUACCUCAUUAUAAUGCUGGUUGGAGAGAGAUUUAGUCCUGGAGUUGGACAGGUAAACGCUACAGAUGAAAUUAAGCGAGAGAUUAUCCAUCAGUUGAGCAUCAAACCUAUGGCUCAUAGUGAAUUGGUAAAGUCUUUACCUGAAGAUGAGAACAAGGAGACUGGCAUGGAGAGUGUCAUUGAAGCAGUUGCCCAUUUCAAGAAACCUGGAUUAACAGGACGAGGCAUGUAUGAACUGAAACCAGAAUGUGCCAAAGAGUUUAACUUAUAUUUCUAUCACUUUUCAAGGGCCGAGCAGUCCAAGGCCGAAGAAGCUCAACGGAAAUUAAAAAGACAAAAUAGGGAAGAUACAGCACUUCCACCUCCAAUUUUGCCUCCAUUCUGCCCUCUGUUUGCAAGCCUGGUUAACAUUUUGCAGUCAGAUGUCAUGUUGUACAUCAUAAGAACAAUACUGCACUGGGCUGUAGAACAUAAUGGAUAUGCCUGGUCUGAGGCCAUGUUGCAAAGGGUGCUACAUUUAAUUGGAAUGGCACUACAAGAAGAAAAACAGCAUUUGGAGAAUGUCAUGGAGGAGCAUGUAGUAACAUUUACCUUUGCUCAGAAGAUAUCAAAACCUGGUGAAGCACCAAACAACUCCCCCAGCAUAUUAGCAAUGCUGGAAACACUGCAGAAUGCUCCCUAUCUGGAUGUCCACAAAGACAUGAUUAGGUGGAUAUUAAAGACUUUUAAUGCUAUUAAGAAAAUGAGGGAAAGUUCAUCCGCCAGUUCUGUGGCAGAGACAGAAGGAACUAUAACGGAAGAGAGUUCAAGAGACAAAGACAAGGCUGAGAGAAAGAGAAAAGCUGAGAUUGCCAGACUGCGCCGGGAAAAGGUCAUGGCCCAGAUGUCGGAGAUGCAGCGGAACUUUAUUGAUGAGAACAAAGACCUCUUCCAGCAGACAGUAGCGGAGGAAGCCUCUAACUCUGCUAUUCUUGAUAAUAGCCCUAUGGUGUCAGAUACAACACUUACAGCAUUGGGCCCAGCACAAACUCAGGUCCCUAAACAAAGACAAUUCGUUACCUGUAUAUUGUGUCAAGAGGAGCAAGAGGUGAAAGUGGAAAGCAAGGCAAUGGUCCUAGCAGCAUUUGUUCAAAGAUCAACUGUAUUAUCAAAAAACAGAAAUAAAGUCAUUCAGGAUCCAGAAAAAUACGAUCCAUUAUUCAUGCACCCUGAUCUGUCAUGUGGAACACACACUGGUAGCUGUGGACACGUUAUGCAUGCCCAUUGUUGGCAAAGGUAUUUUGAUUCCGUUCAAGCUAAAGAACAGCGAAGGCAACAGAGAUUACGCUUACAUACAAGCUAUGAUGUAGAAAAUGGAGAAUUCCUUUGUCCCCUUUGUGAGUGCUUGAGUAACACUGUUAUUCCUCUGCUGCUUCCUCCAAGAAAUAUUUUUAACAACAGGUUAAAUUUUUCAGACCAACCAAAUCUGACUCAGUGGAUUAGAACCAUAUCUCAGCAAACGAAAGCAUUACAGAUUCUUAGGAAAGAAGAACGUAUUCCUAAUAUUGCCUUUUCAAAGAAUUCAGAAAAUAUGGAUGAAUUGCAGCUCCCUGAAGGGUUUAGGCCUGAUUUUCAUCCUAAGAACCCUUAUUCCGAUAGCAUAAAAGAAAUGCUAACUACAUUUGGAACUGCUACUUACAAGGUGGGACUAAAGGUUCAUCCCAAUGAAGAAGAUCCCCGUGUGCCCAUAAUGUGCUGGGGUAGCUGUGCAUACACCAUCCAAAGCAUAGAGAGAAUUUUAAGUGAUGAAGAUAAACCAUUAUUUGGUCCUUUGCCUUGCAGACUGGAUGACUGUCUUAGGUCACUGACAAGAUUCGCUGCAGCACAUUGGACAGUGGCAUUACUUUCAGUGGUGCAAGGGCACUUUUGUAAACUUUUUGCAUCUUUGGUGCCUAAUGACAAUUAUGGAAACCUUCCAUGCAUAUUAGAUAUUGACAUGUUUCAUUUAUUGGUGGGCUUGGUGCUUGCUUUCCCUGCAUUGCAGUGUCAGGAUUUUUCAGGGAUCAGCCUUGGCACUGGAGACCUCCAUAUUUUCCAUCUGGUUACUAUGGCACACAUCAUCCAGAUCCUACUUACCUCAUGUACAGAAGAGAAUGAAAUGGAUCAAGAAACUCCUGCUGGUGAAGAAGAAUUAGCAGUUCUUGCUUUGUAUAAAACACUUCGCCAGCACACAGGAAGUGCUUUGAAAGAAAUACCCUCUGGCUGGCACCUGUGGAGGCGUGUCAGAACUGGCAUCAUGCCCUUCCUGAAAUGUUCCGCUUUGUUUUUUCAUUACUUAAAUGGAGUUCCUUCCCCGCCUGAAAUUCAAGUUUCUGGAACAAGCCAUUUUGAACAUUUAUGUAACUAUCUUUCCCUGCCAAACAACCUCAUUUGCCUUUUUCAAGAAAAUAGUGAGAUAACGAAAUUACUGAUUGAAAGUUGGUGUCAGCACAAUGAAGUGAAAAGAUAUCUAGAAGGUGAAAGAGAUGCUAUUAGCUAUCCAAGAGAAUCUAACAAAUUGAUAGACCUUCCAGAGGAUUACAGCAGCCUCAUUAAUCAAGCCUCUAAUUUCUCGUGCCCCAAAUCAGGCGGUGAUAAGAGCAGAGCCCCAACUCUGUGCCUUGUAUGUGGAACUCUGCUAUGCUCCCAGAGCUACUGCUGCCAGACUGAACUGGAAGGGGAGGAUGUGGGCGCCUGCACAGCUCACACUUACUCCUGCGGUUCUGGAGUGGGCAUCUUCCUGAGAGUACGGGAAUGUCAGGUGCUAUUUUUAGCCGGCAAAACCAAAGGCUGUUUUUAUUCUCCUCCGUACCUUGAUGACUAUGGGGAGACUGACCAGGGACUCAGACGGGGAAAUCCUUUACAUUUGUGCAAAGAGCGAUUUAAGAAGAUUCAGAAGCUCUGGCACCAGCACAGUAUCACAGAGGAAAUUGGACAUGCACAGGAAGCAAAUCAGACACUGGUUGGCAUUGACUGGCAACAUUUAUAG
Messenger RNA from Pipistrellus nathusii (Nathusius's pipistrelle), 5268 nucleotides. NCBI's taxonomy places the organism in Eukaryota, Metazoa, Chordata, Mammalia, Chiroptera, Vespertilionidae. The record is from the annotation of a GenBank genome assembly.